AUGUACAAUUUGUCAACACGUGAAGCUUGCUGCUACUGGUUCGAUGAAUCAAAUGGCUCCCUUGAAGCUUCCGUUUUCGCAUCGUGCAUUGUGGAUCAACUACAGAUAAUUUUAAAUAGAAAAUUACUACCGGUAAUAUUGUAUUUUUACAAUUUCAGUAAGGAUUUAAUUUACAAAACCAUUCGUCCGGGCAGAAAAUUCGGAGAUCCCACUAUUACCGAUUUAAGGGUAUUAAAAUAUAAACCAGAUGGAACUAUUUGGUAUAGCUUAAACUUUGACGAACCUUUGCAGCCGUUGCCUCAGCGUCCAAUGAAAAUUACCAAUGUAAAACCUUUAGAAGAGCUGCCGAAAUUAUUUUCUGAAAGACUGCCUAUUUCCCAAAGAAAAUAUAAGGAUCUCCAAGAUUUAAAGGCAGUGAUACCUUCGAACUGCCACGCAUAUUAUGAUGAGUUACCUUAUAAAAAUUAA
Pieris macdunnoughi is the source of this 468-nucleotide messenger RNA. The record is from the annotation of a GenBank genome assembly. NCBI's taxonomy places the organism in Eukaryota, Metazoa, Arthropoda, Insecta, Lepidoptera, Pieridae.